Magnolia sinica is the source of this 1181-nucleotide messenger RNA. RefSeq names its product G-type lectin S-receptor-like serine/threonine-protein kinase SD2-5. The record is from RefSeq and is a predicted model, not a curated record. Lineage: Eukaryota; Viridiplantae; Streptophyta; Magnoliopsida; Magnoliales; Magnoliaceae. The transcript has a single exon. Gene Ontology annotation, molecular function: protein kinase activity; ATP binding. Bases 55 to 1041 code for a protein of 328 amino acids. Gene Ontology annotation, biological process: protein phosphorylation.
AAGAAGAAGAAAGAGAGGGAGGAUGAAAGGGAAUAUUUCAAACAAUGACUGGGAAUGCCCCAGAGAUUCUCUUAUGAGGACCUGCGUGUUGCAACAGACGAUUUCAGAGAAAAGCUUGGAGAAGGAGGAUUUGGAUCUGUGUUUAAAGGAAUUCUGGAAGAUGGCACCAACAUUGCAGCGAAACAAAUGGAAAAAAUAGGGCAAGGAAUGAAGGAGUUCUUGGCGGAGGUUGAAACGAUAGGCAACAUCCACCAUUUCAAUCUCGUGCAGUUGAUCGGAUUCUGUGCAGAGAGAUCUCGCCAACUUCUAGUUUAUGAGUACAUGAGCAAUGGGUCCUUGGUUCACUGGAUAUUCAAUAGAAAUAUGAAUCCAGUUCCAGAUUGGCAGAGCCGAAAGAAGAUUAUACUUGAUAUAGCAAAAGGGUUGGCUUAUCUUCAUGAAGAUUGUCGGCAACGAAUCGUUCAUUUGGAUAUCGAGGCUCAGAACAUUCUCUUGGAUGAUAAUUUCAAUGCCAAAGUUUCGGAUUUUGGGUUGUCGAAGCUUAUGGAUAGAGAUCAGAGCCAAGUACAGACAACAAUGAGAGGAACGCCAGGGUAUCUUGCUCCAGAAUGGCAACAGCUUAGGAUUACAUUGAAAGUAGACAUCUAUAGUUUUGGAAUUGUCGUUCUUGAAAUUGUUUGUGGAAGGAAGAACUUGGAUCGUUCUCGUUCGGUACAAAGCAAGCAUCUGCUUAGGUUGUUGCAGGAGAAAGCCAAGGAGAACUGUCUGAUUGACAUCAUUGAUGGGUCGAGUGCAAAUAUGGAAUUGCAUAGAGAAGAAGCCAUGAAGAUGAUUAAGCUGGCAGCAUGGUGCUUGCAGGAUGAUCAUACAAGAAGGCCUCUGAUGUCUAUGGUGGUGAAGGUAUUAGAUGGAGCAAUGGAAGUAGAGCCAGAGAUCAGUUAUAGAUUUUCCAAUGCCAUGGCACAUAAUUCUACUACGAGCGCUGAUUUUCACCUCUUGUCGGAUCCACCGCAGGCAUCAGUGCUCUCAGCGCCUAGAUGAUGGAAGCUUAUGGUUGCAUAAGGUAUGAAGAUUGGCAAGUCCAGGUACAUGUUUGAUUCCCUUCUGUUGGUGUUUAUCAUAAACAAUAAGUUCAAGUAUUUGGUUUUUUAACUACUACUGUGUUUGGAAUUAUGCAUUGC